GUAUUCGUGGCCGAGAGCUUCUUGAAUAUUUCAUGAAACACCGUUCUUCUGGUUUCUUGCAGGGAUUUGCGUACGCGUCUGUCUGUGUGUGUGUGUGUGUAUGUGUGUGUGUGCGCGUGCUGCGUGUGUGUAUUCUUACGUAGAAUCUCCCUCUUCGAUUCUUUGGCCGCCGCGCUGUUAGCCAAGCCGCCUGCAAUUGUUUUCGCAACUCAAGUGAGCUAUGUUGCUCCUUCCUUAGCAAUCAUUUUUCAUUGCGACGGGUUACUUUUAAUUUGUACACAGUAUAUCGUUUGUUGGAGUAGAAGUUAAUUACAUUCUCCAAGACUUAUUGAAACAUGAGUGAAAUAAAAUCGUGGACAAAUGAUGAAAUUUUGUCACUCAUUUCUUCUUUUGAGAAGUACCCGGAAUUAUGGGACACGAAGAAUGAUGAGAAUAAAAAUAAAAGCAGGAAAGAGGAGUGCUGGAAGGAACUUGGAGAACAAUUUUCUUGCACAGAUAAAGAAGUACACCGCAAAAUGCAUAAUUUGAAAACCCAGUUCUUCCAGGAAUGCCGUAGAGUGGAGAAGAAGAAAAAUGCAAGCGGGGCUAAUGCAACUAGUAAAUGGAAAUUCUAUUCGCAUCUGACAUUUCUUAUAGCAGGACUAAAGAAGGUUCCACCCGGGAAGAACAUGGUUAUAUACUCUGUGAACUCGGAAGAAACUUCUCAGUCAUCUUCCAAGAUUCCAAGCCCUCAGGAACCUGUUCGACCUGUAGAGAAGGAAGAAACUGUGGUGGUGCCGAUUACAAACCCUCAGUUAAAGAAACGGAAAAGUGAAGAUGAGGAUCAAGUAGUUAGAAGGACAUUGAGAGUUUUCGAAGAGCCGACCAAAGACAGAUUUUCAACGUUCGGAGAAUUUGUGGCUGCGGAAGUUCGGAACUUGAAGUCUCCUAGAAAUCAAAAUGGACUUAUGCGCGAGAUCCAAGAGAGCAUUAUUCAGUGGUCCCAGUUAGAUGAUAACAUGCAGUCUUCGUAGUGGAAGUAUGAACUUGAAAUUUGUGAUGAUAAAUUAAAAAAUGUAUAUUUUUGUUUUAUUGUCUUGAAUAUUUUUUUAUGGAAUAAACAUCAUAUUUAUUUAAAUUCACAUAACA
Molecule: messenger RNA, 1128 nt
Organism: Gryllus bimaculatus (two-spotted cricket)
Lineage: Eukaryota; Metazoa; Arthropoda; Insecta; Orthoptera; Gryllidae
Source: the annotation of a GenBank genome assembly